Arabidopsis arenosa is the source of this 707-nucleotide messenger RNA. Lineage: Eukaryota; Viridiplantae; Streptophyta; Magnoliopsida; Brassicales; Brassicaceae. The record is from the annotation of a GenBank genome assembly.
CUUGGUUUAAGACAUCAAAAACAAACACUCACAAAUAAAAACUUCCCUCUUCUCUCCCAAAUCUUCAAAAUUUCAAAAAAAUCCCUAACAACAAUGGUGGCCGUUGAUUAUACCGAGAAGAAUAGUGGAAGCAGUCUCAAGUUUCUAUGCAGUUACGGUGGCAGAAUCUUCCCUCGUUCCACCGAUGGCAAGCUCCGUUACGUCGGAGGUCACACCAGAGUCCUUUCCGUUGAUCGUUCUAUCUCUUUCUCAGAGCUGAUGAAGAAACUCUAUGAAUUAUGUGGAUACUCCGUUGAUCUACGAUGUCAAUUACCAAACGGAGAUCUGGAGACUCUAAUCUCCGUCAAAUCAGAAGAAGAACUAACGAACAUCGUCGAAGAGUACGAUCGCAUCUCCGGAGCUAAGAUCAGAGCCGUUCUAUCACCUCCCAGAUCUUCGCAUAAGACCGAAUCGUCGCCGUCUUCAAGCGGCGAUCGAUCUCCGAAAUCUCCGUUCUCCGUCACGCCUUCUCCACCGAAUUCGCCUUCGCCGGCAUACGGAAGAUAUCUACAAUCUCGGUAUUGUCCGACGGAUCUUGUUCCGAGAAGAUACAAUCAUAGAUCGGAAGAAUCUCAUUGCUGCUAUACGUGUCGUGUACACAAAGACUCUAGGCUCAUCUGGCAUUGACGGAGAUUGGAAAAAAAAUCGAAUAUACGCCAUAGAUACGG